UGUCCUCAAUAUCUACAGUCCGGAGCGCCCGGUCCUGAACUUUACCAACCGUGAGAAGUCCGCUGAAGUUAAAACCCGGGACUCGAAGAGGCGCCCGCUGUCAUCACCUACUUUUUACUCUUGCAACAAUGGAGUUUAAUCGAAAGAGGACUGUUUUAACGCUGAUUUUCAUCCAAUGUUGGAACGUGCCCGGGUCCUUAUCCUUUAAUGUGGGAACUGCUGGAGCCAAGGUAUUCUCUGAACCUUCUGUAGAGGAGUUUGGAUACACUGUGCAACAGUUCAGGAAUCACCAGGGCAAAUGGUUGCUGGUUGGUUCUCCCUGGAGUGGAUACAACCAGGACAGGAAAGGAGACGUCUACAAGUGUGAGAUAAGAGGGGCCAGUUCAGGAUGUCAGAGACUCAACCUGCAAAAUUCAGUCAGCAUAUCAACAGUGAGUAAUGUCAAUGUCAACAUGAGCCUGGGGCUGACCCUAACCCGUACAGCUACAGCAGAUACAUUUAUGACAUGUGGACCUCUGUGGGCUCAGAAAUGUGGCAGUCAAUAUUACUACCCAGGGAUCUGUGCAGAAGUCAGCCCUCUCUUCAACCCCCUGUCUUCAUUCUCACCUGCCCUUCAGACUUGUGGGGGUCCCAUGGAUAUUGCUAUUGUCUUGGAUGGCUCUAACAGUAUAUAUCCCUGGCCACCAGUUGUGGCUUUCCUCAAGAAACUGUUGGAGAACUUGGAUAUUGGACCUGACAAUACUCAGGUAAGUAUUAUACAGUACGCGGUUGAUCCGGAUUUUGAAUUCUAUCUGAACUCCUACAAAACCAAAGACUCAAUCAUUGCGGCCGCAGCGAACAUACCCCAGAAGUCAGGCCUGGAGACUAACACCUUCCGGGCCAUUGAAUUUGCCAGACGGCAGGCGUUCCUGCCUACGAACGGUGCCCGACCUGGAGCCAGCAAGGUGAUGGUGGUGGUGACGGAUGGAGAGUCUCACGACAAGGGCCUCAAAGACGACGUCAUCGGCAAGUGUGAGCAGGAGAAGAUCACCCGGUUUGGUAUUGCUGUCCUCGGGUAUUACAUAAGGAAUGACAUCGACACUAAAAACCUGAUUGCUGAGAUCAAGUCCAUCGCCAGUACCCCGACAGACAGGUACUUCUUUAAUGUGUCAGCUGAGGAAGCUCUGCUUGAGAUCGCUGGAACUCUGGGAGACAGAAUCUUCAAUAUAGAGGGUACUGGGAAAGGGGGUGAUUUUCAGAUGGAGAUGUCCCAAGUGGGCUUCAGUGCCCACCAAACCAAGAACCAGAAUAUGAUGAUGCUGGGUGCAGUGGGGGCCUAUGGCUGGAGUGGUACUGUGGUUCACUACACUCCUCAGAAAUCAGACAUCUUCCCCAAGACGGCCUUCGAGAACAUUCUAGAGGACAGAAACCACAGUUCACUAUUAGGCUACUCUGUGACAACGCUGAAUGAUGGCAGCACGGAGUACUACGUGGCUGGCGCUCCUCGGUCCAACCACACUGGACAGGUCAUAGUGUACAUCAUCAACAGCAAGGGACAACCCACCGUCAUAGACUCCCAGAGAGGAGAUCAGAUAGGCUCCUACUAUGGCAGUGUACUCUGUCCUCUGGAUGUGGAUAAAGAUGGUGUGUCUGAUAUACUGCUGGUCGGCGCUCCCAUGUUCAUGAAUGAACAGAAGAAGGAGACUGGGAAGGUCUAUCUCCUCUCUUUCACCAAGGGCAUCCUAAGUGACCAGGGGAUCCUGAGGGGUCCGUCCCCGGUGGACAACGCUCGUUUUGGGAUGUCCAUCUCAGCGGUGCCUGACCUCAACAUGGAUGGUUACAGUGAUGUAGUGGUGGGAGCCCCGCUGGAAGACAACAACAGGGGGGUCAUUUAUGUCUUCAACGGGGACAAGAAGAAACUGAGGACACAGUGUUCUCAGAGAAUCCUGGGCUCCAAGCUGGACCCUGCAUUGAAGUAUUUUGGGCGGUCCCUAGACGCCAACUCUGACCUAAACGAUGACACCAUCCCAGAUGUAUCAGUGGGGGCUUAUGGGAAGGUGGUCCAGCUCUGGUCUCGAGGUCUGGCCGUGGUGACAGCGAGGGCGACCUUUAACCCUGACAAGGUCAACAUCCUGAGUAAGACGUGCAGGGUCAGUGGGAGGCUGGUGUCCUGCUUCAAUACCACUGUCUGUUUCAGUGCAACCUUCAGGCCCAAGAUACCUGUAGGACCUGUGGCUCUCAGGUACAACCUGACCCUGGAUGCUGAUCUCCAGUCGUCUCGUGUCACCUCCAGAGGUCAGUUCAGUAACUCGGAGAGAGUCCUGCAGAAAGACAUCCGGGUUUCCACCAGGGAGCUCUGUGACACCUAUGAGGUUUUUGUUCAGGAGGCCCCUGACUUUGUGAGCUCCAUCGGUCUGCGUGUGGACAUCGCUCUGCAUGACCCAGACUCCAGUCCUGUUCUAGAUGUCCUCCGUCCUACUUCAUGGGAGUUCUUUAUCCCAUUCUCCAAAGACUGUGGCUCUGAUGAGCUGUGUGAGAGUGACCUGCUCUUGAACGUCAAGAAAGGAGAGAUGAUUCCCAGCUCAUCUAAGAUGUUGGUCAGCUUUAAGAACAAGAGGCUGUCCUUCACUGUGUCUGUGACCAACAAGAAGGAGAAUGCGUACAACACCCGAGUCAUGGCCACAUACUCCAAAAACCUCUUCUACGCCUCCAUCACUCCUCCAAGUGAUGAAACAGAGGUGAAGUGUAGCUCCACCCGAGAGACUCGUAGCCUCUCGUGCCAGGUGGGAUACCCAGCUUUAAGGAAGAACCAGGAGGUGACAUUCGUAAUCAACUUUGACUUCAACCUGAAUCAACUGCAGACCGAAGCCGACGUGAGCUUUGAAGCUCUAAGUGACAGCACAGAGGUGAACCCCUCAGACAACCACGCCUCUAUCUCCAUCCCUGUCCACUAUGAUUCAGAGAUCGCUCUCUCCAGGGAAGCAAAUCUCAAUUUCUACGUGGUUGACAUGGACAAUGAGGUGAAGACCACAGUGAAUACUUUCAAUGACAUCGGUCCUGAGUUCAAAUUCUCUCUGAAGGUUUCUACAGGGAAUUUCCCAGUGAAUAUUGUCUACCUCACAGUCUCACUGCCCAGCGAUACAGCAGGAGGCAACCCAUUACUGUAUGUGACAGGAGUCAACACUGCACCUGCUGGAGAUGUUAGCUGUGAAGUAGCCAGCCUCGUCAAUCCUCUGAAGAUCAGUGAGAAGCCUUACACACCAUCCUUCUCCAAGGAGAACCUCAUGAGCACAGAGGAGCUGAACUGUAAGACAGCCAAGUGCCAGCCUAUGAAAUGUGUCCUGAAAGACAUGGGGAUGAUGAGUGAUUUCUUUGUGAACGUGACCACACGGAUAUGGAACGGUACCUUUGCUGCUUCCUCAUUCCAGUCCACUGUGCUGACUGUGAGCACAGAGAUAGAGACUUCCCAACCUGAACUGCUGGUCAUCUCUCACAAGCACCUGACGGUUGGCGUCACCAUCAGUAAACCAGGGGUGAAAGGGGAGAUCCCUGUAGGCGUUAUUGUGGGCAGUGUGAUUGGAGGCCUGCUUCUAUUGGCUCUCGUCAUUGGCCUGCUUUGGAAGUUUGGUUUCUUCAGGAGAAAGUACCAGCAGCUGAUGAAAAACACUGAUGAAGACCAGGCGGAGACUGAGGGCCUGCAGGAGAACGCAGCAGCGUGAGAACCAGGCGCAGGAAAGAACCCAUCUUAGAAACCACAAUGUGCCAACAGACUGAGAACACAAUGACCAAAGACCACAACCACAACCACACACAAACUGAACAAACAUGAUUUGUACUUACAUAUUGAGCAAAUGGCUUGUUAGUGGAAGGGGCUGUUUGGGUGGUGGCUUUAACAUGGUUUUGGUUGUGGAGUGAACGAUUGCUUGGAGUGAACAGAAACACAUUGUUUGAGCGUAUUAGAGAGUGUGUUCUGAUUGGGACCAUAGAGACAACAGAUUUUAUUAGUGGAGGUAACAUGAUUCUCUCACCACCAAACACUUCCAAGCAAAGACCCCGUUAUUAUGUCGGCCAUCUUGGAUCCUCCAUAGGGAAGUUAUUUAUCUACAGUGCAUUUUUUUCUGGCCGAAUUCAUACUUCAGUGCUGGUAUUCCUUUUUAUAUAUGUUCACGGAAUUGUUGAGGCCUAUUGUUGAGUAAGAAGCUUGUGUAUAGUAAUUUGUCAUAUCAAUUGAUAUUAUUGAUAUCAAUUGUUGAAAAGCACAGUAGUAUACUGUAAACAGCCUUUCAAAUGGAUAUAGACAAUAGUUUACACAUGAGAGAUUAUUGACGUUAUCAUAU
Messenger RNA from Oncorhynchus mykiss (rainbow trout), 4316 nucleotides. Its product is annotated as integrin alpha-2. NCBI's taxonomy places the organism in Eukaryota, Metazoa, Chordata, Actinopteri, Salmoniformes, Salmonidae. Gene Ontology annotation, molecular function: integrin binding. The record is from RefSeq and is a predicted model, not a curated record. Gene Ontology annotation, biological process: cell adhesion mediated by integrin; integrin-mediated signaling pathway; cell-cell adhesion. Gene Ontology annotation, cellular component: external side of plasma membrane; integrin complex.